Messenger RNA from Astyanax mexicanus (Mexican tetra), 4075 nucleotides. Its product is annotated as gypsy retrotransposon integrase-like protein 1. The coding region runs from base 871 to 2481 and encodes 536 amino acids. The transcript is spliced from 19 exons. Gene Ontology annotation, biological process: DNA integration. Lineage: Eukaryota; Metazoa; Chordata; Actinopteri; Characiformes; Acestrorhamphidae. The record is from RefSeq and is a predicted model, not a curated record. Gene Ontology annotation, molecular function: nucleic acid binding.
GUGAAGUGCUAGCGGCUAUGCUAACCGCUGACCCGCGCAGUUGAAGUGAGAGGCUGUCCGGGAUUGUAUUGUUGUCUGUGUGAAAGCUGGGGGGUAUUUCGGCAGUUGGAUGAAUCCUCGGUUACCGGGAGAUAUUUAGUAGUAUAUAUCUGAUUUUUGAAUAAUGCAAAUACAUGUAUAUCUACUCUCUAGCCUGUGAACUGCCUGGAAACAGUGUCUGAAUUUUUCAUUGGUCCAAAAAACCGGACCAAUAAGAAAAAUGGAUUAGCUUUCCACGCCCCCUCUAAUAAUCUGAGUGCUGCGCUCAUCAGGAGCCUACAGGGGCGCUAGUGAGCAUGUGUGUUUAUGUCUAAAAACCCAUAUUUAGCAUGAAAUGAGGACCAUGCUGAAAAUUGGUCAGGAGCAUCAGGAGGCUAUAAGGAGGCGAUUGCAAUGAAAAACGAGUGAGGACCGGCAAAAUGUCCUCACUUCCCGAAAAUGUCCUCACUCGAAAGGUCUAAAACUUGCGGUGGUCCUCACAAGUAUAGCAUUGUAAACACACACACACACACACACACACACACACACACAGAGCCUGUUAUAGUACUGCUACACGCACACACACGCACACACACGAUCAGCAUCCCUAGACCCCAAAACCAACCGUCGCGCACACCCCAAACGUGUGAUCACGUUUAGAGUGUAAAUGAAUCUAGAUGAUAUUUACCUUGGUGCCCCUGCGCAUCAGCCCAGUUCAACCCGUGCGGUUUCUCGUAGCACUUGGCGCGCGGAUUCCUCAAACAUUACAACUUUCCUCAACUGUCAGCUAUCCUGAAACCUUUGAAGUUUCUAGAAAACCGAUUGUUUUACACUGGACCAAAUAAAACGUAUAUGAGACUAGUUGUUUGUACUGAGGAGGAAAAAAGGUCUGUUUUGAUGGAGUGCCAUAACUCCGGCACCGGCAACCACAACGGUGUACGAGGCACGAGAGACAGGGUGAUUGCUGGAUACUUCUGGCCUACCCUAAUGAAAGAUGUAACUGAGUGGGUGAAGUGUUGUCGCCGCUGCCAACUAAAUGACCCCAUGAAGACGGGGACACCAGUGUUACAUUCUAUUAAGGUGAAGGCUGCAUGGGAGGUGAUUGGCCUGGAUUUAAUUGGCCCACUGCGAGAAACUGGUCAAAAAAACAAGUAUGUGUUGACCAUGACUGAUUUAUAUACAAAGUGGGUUGUUGCUGAGCCACUGCAAAAUAAGACUGCAACUGAAGUGUCAGCAGCCAUCAUAAAGACACUCUACUUGUUCGGCAUGGUCAAGAAAAUUAUUACUGACCAAGGGAGAGAGUUCGUUAAUGAGCUGAAUGAAAACAUCUUUGCAACUCUGAAAAUCAAACAUGCUGUCUCAAGUGCCUACCACCCUCAGACAAAUGGGCAGGAUGAGCGAACAAAUCAAAAUGUCAAACGUGUAUUGCGGAAGUAUGUAAAUGAAAGCCAUAAUGAUUGGGACAUCCAUUUACCUGCAGUUGUGUAUGGUAUUAACACUGCUAAGCAAUCUUCAACCAGGCACACCCCGUAUUUCUUAUUCUUCCAUCGGCACCCUCAUUUGCCAGAGGUUAUGAACGCCUGUCCCAUGGGAGAAGACUUUAAAAUUGCUGACCCAGAAGAUGAUCUUGACACCCGAGUAAAUGAAAUGAAAAUUUUAAAUGAGAAGGUGCUUAGCAACAUUGAAAAUGCGCAGAAAAGACAACAAAAGUCUUACAGGAACCGUAAGAGAAAGCUAAUGAGCACAAUCAGUCCUGGCGAUGAGGUCUUGAUUUCUCAAGAUUUCAAUAUAAAACAGAGAAAAGACACCCUUGCUGACCGCCACAAAGGUCCUUUCACUGUGGAUAGUAUCUCUAAAAAGGGUGUGGCAUCAGUGGUGAAAGAUAAUGGGACUCGAUGUUGCAUCAAUGUCUCACGGCUAAGGCCUUUCUACAGGUUGGAAAAUCAUGGAGCAGUUCCAUGUGUGUCACUUCAGGACCAUGAGUAUGGUACACCUGAUGAAGCAACAGACCAUCCUUAUGCUUUUUCUGGAGAGAAAUGGGAAAAAGACUUGGGUCCUCUCCAGGAAAAACUGUUGAAAUAUGUCCUGGACAAAAGCCUUCCAGCAGCAGAAUUGAUUGUUAAAGAUGACAAUAUCUGUCUUACACGUGAGGACUUGUGGAGUCUUGGGUUAAAUCAGUGCAUGGAGUCUACUAUUGGGAAUGCAUGUUUUAAGAUCAUCAGAGAAGCUGCUCAAAAACAUGGGAAAGAUGUUUACAUUGCUGACAUGUAUGUGGUUCCCACAUGGAAAACGAUGAAUGUGGACCCACUCUCAAGUUUACCGAACAAUCUGUGUUCCAAGGAUGCGAUUUUGUUCCCUGCAUGGAGUAUGCAACAGAAUCAACUGGAUCACUAUUUGCUAUGUGUUGAGUUACAGUUUCAAAAAAUAGAUAUUCAGAUUUUUAGAAUGAAGUUUGUUGAUUAGCUUAUCAUUUUGAAAUAUGUCCAUUGCAGGUUUUACUGGUUGUGGAGAGAGAGAUCAUUUUUCUAGAUUCUGUACUCCCUGGUGGUUUUGGAGAUGACUCGUACAAAACGAUAUUUAGGUUAAGAGAGAGGAAAAAGUUGCCCUUGUUCAGUGGCUUUUACCAAUAAUAUUUUACGCAAGAGCCAUGUUCUGUGGCUGCUGAUUUACACAAAAGCCUUGUUCUAUGGCUGAUGAUUUACAAAAAGCCUUGUUCUAUGGCUGAUGAUUUACAAAAAGCCUUGUUCUAUGGCUGAUGAUUUACAAAAAGCCUUGUUCUAUGGCUGAUGAUUUACAAAAAGCCUUGUUCUAUGGCUGAAAAUUAACAAAAAGCCUUGUUCUAUGGCUAAUGAUUUACAAAAAGCCUUGUUCUAUGGCUGAUGAUUUACAAAAGCCUUGUUCUAUGGCUGAUGAUUUACAAAAAGCCUUGUUCUAUGGCUGAAAAUUAACAAAAAGCCUUGUUCUAUGGCUAAUGAUUUACAAAAAGCCUUGUUCUAUGGCUGAUGAUUUACAAAAAGCCUUGUUCUAUGGCUGCUUAUUUAUAGCUUUGUUCUUUUGUUUUAUGUUUACGCAGAAGCCUUGUUCGAUGGCUGUAGGAUUAGGUCUCAUUUUAUGAAACUAGACCAUGGAGAACAAUUGUAUGACUAUAGGUUUCAGUAAGUGUGUGUCCAUAAUUAAUUUUUUUUCCCAUUUUAUGUGCAGACAUAUUGCAGGCCAGAUUGACCCAAGACCCUGGACAGAGAAGACCGGCAGAAGUUUUGAUCACUUCCCUCAACAAACUUCUGGGAACUACUGUGGCAUCCUUAUACUCAUUUAUGCCCUCUGUAUCUGCACCAAUACCCCAUUUAUCUUCACAGAGAAUGAUGUGCCAUUAAUCCGCCAGUGGUGGUGCAUCCUACUGAUGGAAAGAUUUCAGAUUGAAGGACAUGGCCAGAGGUUUGCUUUCUGGACUGACAAGGCUAGCAGGCUAUUGCAAGGGACCCUUCAGCCACUUUUUAGGGUAUCUAGGUCAAUCACUUCAGACAUUCCACCUCAUGUGCAAACCAUGGUCAACCGCACAGCCCAAGAAAAGAAGCUGGUAGACUUUGCUGUACAAGACCAUGGAGUCCGGCAACAUUUGUUGGGUGUACUCUGUGGAAAAGAGCCUUCGAAGUGGCUCAGCAGAAUCCAGAAGGGAUCAUCUCUACGGGUGCCAGUGUACCUGGACUCGGAGGAAGAACAGGACUCCCUAUUUUUCUAUCUUCAGGAUGUCCUGAAAUCUGCACCAGUAGAAUUCCACAUUGAGGAUCAAGUGCAGUUCAUUUUGGAUGUUUUGUUCCCAGAGUGCAUCACCCAAGCCAUGUCUACACUACAGGGAAUAACUAUACAAGAGGCUGAAGAGUUGUUUCUUUCAGGUCCUAACUACAGCAGAAGGUAAAAACAGUUACCUGUGUUUGAAAUAUCUGUAUGAAUGUUUAUUUAUUGUGACUACCAUUUUAAUUGGGUGGGUGGUUGCGUGUUUGUGUCGGGGUACUUUGAGUUGGGGAGGGUGGGUUUUUGUGUUGUGGUGGGUGUUUGU